AUGACGCUUUUCAACCCGACCACCGUCCUCGUCGGUUUCCUCCUCCUCUACCUCUCCUCGUUCCUGAUCUUCGCCAUCGUCCGCAUCGCGACCGGAAUCUCCAUACAACGGAUCGGAUAUCUCUCCCUCCGCCGCAUUGCGUACGCUCCCAAGGAAGGCGUGUUGAUCGAGCUUCGGGGCCUGGGCCUGUCGUUACACCCCCCUUCUUUUGCUCAACCGACAUGGCUGAGCCUCCGAUUGACCGAUUUGAAGGUGACGCUGGACCCCUCGGUACUAGGGAAAAACCAAGGAAAUGCGAAGAAAGCCGACGUGUCGGAACCCCAAAGCUCGGAGGAGCUCGGUAGCUCGCAAGAGGGCGAGGAGGACUCCUCUCUUCCUCAUCGGAGUAAGACAUGGAAGACCUUAACGGGACUAAAGGAACACGUGAAACGACUCCAUCGCAAAAUACACUGGUUGAAGUUGGUGGACAUUGUGGCUGUCAACACUACAGUCAAUUUUCUCGAGGCUGGUCAAAUCCAGGUGGGAUCUCUGUCCCUGGCAGUGGAUACGAGGCGCAAGAUGGUGGACAGAGGAAAGGUGUUUCGGCGCAAGAAGGACGAGUCCGGCGAGCAACAUCCCGCCGAGUGGAUUAUGACGGUGCAAAAUGUCCUGCUUUCUGUUGACGGCAGAGAACCCACGGAAUUACUGGAUAAUCUCGGAGUGAAUAUACACGGGCUCCUUCACAAGGAUAUGGAGGGCUUAAGGGAUGCCUCUAUUGCUGUCAAAAUCGGGAGAAUGCAUAUUCCGUACGACGACCUGACGACACUCAUGCAACGGAUUAAGAAAUUCCGACAGUCUUUGAAAGAACCCUCGGACGACGACCUGGAAGAUGAGGUGACCUUUGCGGAUAUUGUGGAGGAGUUAGAUCGGCCUGGAAGUCGCGACGAUACGAUUGUUCAGACAGUCGCAGAUUCAAAGGAGUUCGCCAGUUCUCUCCUUCGCGGAAUUCAAGAAAUCCAGAUAGCUUUGAGUUUCUUCCGACUGUCUCGAGCCAUCCAACCGUCUUCGGCAAAGCAGAAUUCCGUGUACUUGAACGUCGUGUCUCAUGAACUGGGGGUCGAUCUCCAUCGCAUGGACCAGAAAAGCCCGGCCCAUCGCAUGUACUUUCAGCGCAACGACGUUGCCCACCAAGCUCUUCUUGCCGCCAUAUCCUUUUCAGUUAGCCUGGAUGACAGCUCGGGCGAAACAGACAAUAUUCUCUACAUCCCAAUGGCGACUACCACUAUCAAGACUACGCUUCCUUCGAAAACAAUCAGCUCAUACGAUGAACGGAAUCCGGAGGACCGAAACACUAACAUCCUGUUUGCGAACUUAGUGGUCACUUCUCCUUCGCUUGAUCUGGAGCCAAGACACGUCUCUCGCCUGUUGGGAUUGGCUCAGGACAGGGCUUCCACUUCUCGUGGAAAGAAGAGAAACAACCAUAGGCUGAUCUCCCGACUGCUACCGAAAGCGAGCAUCAAGCUUUCUGUGCAUGAGCCUGUGAUUCGAUUUGUCCUUCCGAUCUCUGAUGAUACAUCCGCCAAACCCGAGGAUGAUUACAACCUCCUCAUCUCCUCCAUCUCCUCCAUCUCACUUGAUAUUGAAUCCUCUCAUUCCACCGAAGGCGGCGUACAUUAUUCACUUUCGUCCGUCUAUCGGGUCGCGUCUCAUCAGUUGUAUUACCAGACACCCUCCGGGGUCAAGCAUAAUUUACUAACCACGGAGAACCUGGAAAUGAAGGUGCAUUUGAGUGCCUCUCCCGAGGUGCGAGUGAUUGCCUCAGGAAGCCUGAACACGUGCUCCGCCCACAUGGUGAACGGUGACGUGAAUCGUGGGAUUCAACAGGUUAUCGAGCAGUUCCAGGCCCAGGUUCGGCCGAAGAAAAGAAUGUCUAUGUCGCUUGAGGAGAAAAAGCCUAGUAUUCUUAGAAGGAUUCCUUCUUGGCUGCUCCGCCUCCAGUUCGAAGCAACUGGCUUGAGCUUAGAAAUUGCUGGCGUUGAUGCUAGCGUGUCUGAGGCGUCUCGUGGCGUGUCUUUACAACUCCAGUCAUGGACCGCAGAUUAUAAGGCUCAAAAGACCGUGUCUAAUAAUAUUAGCUUCGCCCGGCGGCGUACCCCAAGCCAUUCUACCAUUGGCGACGAGUCUCCAUUCAGGUUCCCGCCGACAUCUCCACCCCGCCAGACGCAACACGGUGCUGCUGACGGAAGACGGUUGGCGCUGCACAUACGAGGCUUUGAAGGCUUUGUCAUAGAGUCAGAAGACUACCUGGAAGCCGAGCCGUUUAUCUCUUUGCCCAGAUUUGAAGUGGCCCUGAGCACGCUGAGCGAUCGCCUUGGGCCUAUAUUUAACAUUAAUUCCGUCCUGAAAGGUGUUUACCUUCAGUAUUCUCUCUAUCGUUUAUACUGCCUUGGGGUUGCUGUUUCUGUCCUCCAGAAGGCUUUCGUGCGGCAGUCGCCUGAAUCGUCCAGCCAGACAGCAUCUUCAUGGGAAGCAAUGGGCCCUGCACCCACAUCUCCACCCCGCAAAACUGCACAGCGAAGUGAGCUGGUCACGGUCGAUGCGAGAGCCACCGUCAUCCAAAUAAAAACUUCCAUGCCAGCGGAUCCUCCGAUGCUAUUACAAAUAUAUGGGUUGUCCGCUGGUUCCCAUAGACUCUCUGCCCCCUUUGUAAGAGCUCAUCUGGUCCGUCUGCAUGCAGAGGCGCCCAAGUUGAAGGGUGUCUGGGCACGGAUCAUUAGCAUGAACAAUUUCAGACUUGACCUCCGGACAUUGAAACUGAAGCAGGCUGCCGGUUUGAUCGAGGAGAAGUCUAUCGAUGUCUGGGCCGAUUUCAUUCGCAUCGGCGUGCCACAUCAUAUGGUCAUGCAUCGCAUAUUCGAUAAUGUCAUCAACACAUCAAAGGCGCUCAAACAACUCCACUACCGCUUUAAAAACAAUUGCUCAGAUUUUCCUUCGGAAAGAGAUCCGGAGGAGCCAAAGAAAGUACCAAGGGUCACUGUGCGCAGCAAAGCAUUGCUUUUCGAAUUGGAAGACGACGCCUUUGAAUGGAAGUUAGGCUGUAUAUACCGGACGGGUCUCCUCGAGCAACGUCAGCGCCUGGCUCGCCAAGAAGCCUUCGAGCUGAAAGUGCAAAAGAUUAAGGAAUCUGGGCAGCGACGUGGCUCUUCCAGAUUACGAACCAGAUCUAGCCACCGAACACUUCGCAGUGAACGUGCAAGCCAAGACACCAGACGAAGCAAAAGUGCCGACCCGAAGCCACGGGCCGACGAUAGCCCUGGCGGCAAACGCGGACGAGGCAAAAAGUUUCGAUACGACACCGAGGGUGCAGCUUGCCUUUCUUCCGAGUCUAAAAUCUCCACAGACAAUGCUUGGUAUCGUCUGCAAGAACAUCAUGCGCGGAGCUGGAAAAAGAAAAUCGAUGCUACCCUGCGGUUCCAAGGCACAUCUAUCAAGGAGGUGAGGAACCUUUUCUCCGGGGCUGAUGAGCCUCCCGAAGAUGUCGAGGAGACUGAGACGGUGCUUUCCAUCCCGAACCGACCUGCCCUACUGGCAGCUUUGAUAAGCGACAUCAAUCUUACUAUAGACAAGCCGUUCUUUCCGCUGGAGGAAUACCCCGAAUUUCUCCACAGGAUUGGCAAGGGUAUACCUUUGUCGACGCAAUAUGCACUUCUCGUUCCGAUGAGCUUUCAGCUGGAGAUGGGAGAAGCUCGUGUCAAUUUGCGAGAUUAUCCAUUGGACUUGCUGCACAUUCCGGCAUUGCGACCUGGCCAAUCUCCAAGGCUACCAAGUUGGUCACUUCGAACAAACUUCGUCAUCGCCGAAGAGUACCGUGAUCAAACGUCAGCCAGACAAGUUCAAGUUGAGCUUGUUCCUUCUACCGAACUUCCAGACGGGUCUACCAGCCCCGCGUUCUUGAUCGAUGUCUGGCGAUCCGUGAGUCCAGUAAAGACUUAUUCUGAUCCUACCAUCCAGAUCAACACUAGUCUCCCAACAAGCAUUUCAUGGGGCAUGUCCUAUCAGCCAGUGGUUCAGGACAUGAUGAAGAUCAUAGAAGGAUUUACCAAACCAGAGAUCGAUCCCUCCGAUAGGGUAGGAUUCUGGGAUAAGAUCAGACUGAGUUUCCAUUCUCGGAUCAGAGUCGUUUGGAAGGAAGACGGUGAUGUCCAUCUACGGCUCAAAGGGUCUCGUGACCCGUACGUGGUUACAGGCUUCGGUGCUGGUUUCGUAAUGUGCUGGCGCAAGGAUGUCAAAUGGGACAUUCAUACCAGCGACGACCCAAUGGAGUUUAUGAGCGUCACCAGUGGGGAGUAUGUGAUGGCCAUUCCAGACUACAGCCAUGAAGCACGAUACAUGGCCGAAGUCACGGCGCAGGAUCUGGAAAGCUCGUCUUCGUCAAGCGACUUGAAGAAUGCGGCCCACUUCAAAAAAGUAGUCAUGAAGCUUUCUGGCGACGUGAAAUGGGUGGCCGGUCUCGUCUUCGAACGAAAUGUAGACGAGGGCAAAAGAUCGUUUGAGUUCAGACCGCACUAUGAUAUUGUGCUUCGGAAUCCUAUCCAUGUCGAUCCUUCCCAACGAGAGGACUAUGAUGCCUACAAAGGUUUUCGAAGCAACCAUAUCCACUUGUCCGUUGCUGUUGUUGCCCCAGAAAGUAGAAACUGGAGUGUCGACCACGUUCAGCCUUCCACGAGCUACAAUACCGUCCAUCUCACACCGCGAUUUUUCACGCACUUCUUCAACUGGUGGUCGCUCUUUUCCGGCGUCAUGUCGCUGCCUGUGCGUCAAGGUCCUCUUUGGCCUGGUAUCACGAAAACUAGCAAAAAGUUCAAUCGCCAUCUUGCCACUGUCAAAUACAAGUUACUCUUUGCUCCCCUCUUUGUGGCACAUAUUUACAAACACAAGGACCGUGAAGACUAUGCCGAAGAUGUUGUCACCGCUACCGGCAUUAAAGUUCGCUUGGAUAGUCUGAAGCUGGAUGUCCAUCAGCGUCGCGAACAGAUCAAAACCCAGGCCAAGGGACGUCUGAGGCAAACCCAGGCCAGCGCGAUGCGGAUUAACCAAGCCCAGUUGGACCUACAGGCCGCAGACUUCAGAGCCGUCUCUGCAAGCAUCGAAGGAACUAAUCUCGAUGACAUAGAGAACAACAAGGACGACAUCAUCUCCUCAUUCCAGCAGCCUGUGGCGUCUGUUGACCUGUCAAGGUUCACCAUUCCAGACCAAAACCUCGAUUGGAUUGACAUGGAUGACUUUGUGGAAUUGGAUUGGAUUCUCCCUCAAGAGUCGAACCCUCGAACGCAGAUUUUGCCCUUGGCAUUCACACCGCGGUUCACCUACUUCCGCCAAACGGAUCAUGGCAACUUGAGCCCGGAUGAAUCGGGAUAUAGCACGUUUGGAAACGAGCCCACCCACGAAUGUGUCAUGUCCGAGAACAACGACCCUCGACGAGUGCAAAUGGAACUUAUCAGAGACCGUCUUGCUACCGUCGAGGCACAGAUCCGGGAGUGUGACCGAACAAUCGGUGACCAAGAGCUCCGAAUGGCCAUGGAAGUUGAGCAUGACCCGGAUUUGAGGGCGCAGCAUAAUGAUUACAUUAGACAAGCCGAGACCUUAACAAGGAGGCGAGGCUUCCUCUCUGGCGGACUACAACGUCUUGAACGGCAGCUUGCCCGGGACGAGAGGUCGCCCACGGAGAAGAAUCCGGAGAUGAUUGCAAGCGAUACCGCUUCCAGACUCGGCAGGGACUCUGAUUCAACCAACGAUGGCAGAGAUGUUGACCUUGACGGCCUCUAUUCGUCUCCCAACGAUGAAUUUGCUAGCGACUUCAACAACCGGUUUAUGAUCCACAAUACGCAGCUCAAGUGGAACAAUUCCCUCAGAAAUAUUAUCCUUCGUUAUAGUCACCAGGUCAGCCAGCGACGUGGGUUUGUUUAUUACAUGUCACGACGAGCUGUCAAGUUUAUCCUGGACAUAGUCGAUGAGCAGAGCAAAAACAAGCACAGACACUCCAAGCUGUCGCAAAGCGCGUCAAGGCGACCUUCUGAUGCUCGGGGCUUAGUGGACUCGGAAGAUGACGAUAGUGUGGAAGAUCGCAUCGAGCAGCUGCUAAGCGAUGCAAAGCGGUUUGUGAAUGCGGAAGAGGAGGACCAGUCGGACCAGCAAGGCCAGACUAAGCCCAUGUCAGAUGGCUCCAGCGACAACAUAUCGCCAGAAUUUACGCCGCAAAACAGUUACCACCUGCGACUCAUUGCACCUCAGAUCCAGCUUCAGAGCGAGAAAAACCACAAAUCCGUGCUGCUCGUUGCAGCUAAGGGCAUGCAGCUCAAGGUUGUAUCGAUCAUGGACAAAGAGCGUGUAUCUGAUGACAUCAGCGGUCUGGUACAGCGUCGCUUCUCCCUCGACAUGGACGGGGCCCAGUUCUUUGUUGCAACCCAGAAGAACUUGAUGACACAUCUGCAGUUCUAUGCUGGCAACAAAUACGGCAACUCUCCUGGAUCGGCCUGGCCACCUUGGCUGACCCUCGAGGCUAUGUUUGACUUCGAGCUUAACCCGUUUGGCUUCUCGAGAAUUAUACAAAAGACCUCGGCCAGCUUACGCUACGAUAAGUACAACAACCUCCGCCUCAAGUAUAACGAGGAGGUGGCCAAGGGACAGCGUCAGUCGGGCCAGCAGAACGUUCCAGAUGGACAGGAAACGAGAAUGGACCAGAUCAGCGUGGAUUUCCCCCACUUCCGUGCUAUUUGUGACUCAGCCGAGUACUAUUCGAUGUACAUCAUCGUUUUGGAUCUACUCCUCUACAGUGAACCCUUGGAGAAGGUACGGAAUGAGCGUCUCGAGAGGAUCAUGCUUAGUUCCGACUUUAGCGAUCUCCGUGGUGCACCCGAAAUGGUCUUCAAGCUGCAGUCGCGUAUCAGACAGUUGGAGGAGAUCAAGGAGCAUUUCCAAAUCCACGCGAAGUAUCUGGAUAAAAAGGGCUGGGAAGACCGUCUGGUCCUGGAGAACGAUCUGACCCAGUGUGAAGAUGAGCUAUUCUUCCUAAUGAAAGCCAUCACAACGUCUCAGCGCAAGAUCGAGCCGACAAUGUCUGGAGCGACUGGUAUCCUACGCUGGAACAUCUCGGCAAGCGAAGUUGUGUGGCAUCUCAUGAAGGACGAGUCGGAGCCGCUGGUCGAGUUCCAGCUUAGGAAUGCCGAAUAUGACCGUACCGACAACAGCGAUGGUUCGAACCACAAUCUGGUGGCAGUUGAACGACUGUAUGGUUUGAACCUCCUUCCAGAUGCCAUAUACCCGCAGAUCAUUGUGCCAUAUCUCGACCAGACCAAGCACAUGGAUGUCCCAGAUGAUCACAUGAUCAAAGUCAGUUGGCAUAUGCUUGAGGCUGUUGCAGGUAUUCCGGUUCUGGAUGACUUCGAGGUCUCACUAUUUCCUCUCAAGAUUCAAUUGGAACAUGAACUCGGCCAAAAGGUGUUUGAGUACAUAUUCCCCAAUGUGGGCUCAACUGCAUUCGAAAAUGGCGGCUUCUCGCCCUUCAUGAUCAAGAACAUGAAGCCGGUAGACAACUCCGAUUCGGAGGAUGAUGAAGAUACGAGCUCAACUUCACCCCCGACAGCACACGGGAGCAGUGAUCCUUCGGUCGAAGACCUGCAGUUCUCCAAGGGACCCGGCGCUAUCGAACUCCGACUACACCCGACCCUGUCGCUAGCUGAGGAGGCCAGGCCUCGAACACAGCGCUCCCAUCAUCUGAAGGGCCUGGCCAUGACGCCUAUAAACAAGGAACUUCCUCGACCCAGCUCAUCCCGCCAGCUCGCGCGCCCGGCAACUAGUGUUGGUGCUUUGACAAAGAAGAGAUCGGUUGACAGCAUGCGCGUAUUGUCGCGGCAACCUACAGAGAAGACCCUUGUGAACGGCUCAAACACCAACCUUAAUGAAGACAAGGGCAAGAAGUUCAGUCUGGCCAAGAGGAGCGGGAAAUCCAAAGAGACUACCGAUGAUCUAACGCAGAUGAUGUCACGUGCAUCGAAUUACAUGACUUUGGCUCAUAUCAAAGUUCAUGACGUGGUGCUUUGCUUGAGCUACAAGGGUAAAGGCGAUCACAACCUGGAAGAUCUUCACGACUUCGUUUUCCGUUUGCCGGUUCUGGAGUAUCGGAACAAGACCUGGUCGAAUUUGGAUCUUGCCUUAAGGUUGAAGAAAGAUGUGAUCAAAGCCCUCAUCUCUCAUGCACCCGCCAUUCUUGGGAAUAAGUUCUCGCAUCACCGGCCCAACAAACAGCAGCAGAAACGAUACCGUGAGCUUGCGAGUUCAACCCAGAUUCUGCAAAAUUCAGAUACCGCCACGCUGUCGGACAAGAGCCAUAGCCUCGCAAGCCAGGACUCGAACAGCGAAUACUCCGAGUCACGCUCACAGAGAUCUGUCCAGUCGGGUACUUCUCCGCUUGUGCGAUCCAACUCUUUGGGAUCCAGCACCCUUAGUACGCCCGAUCCGGGUCUAUUAGCAUCCGAUGCUCGCUCUGCGAGUGAAGUAGAUGUGGAUGCCCGCUGGGAGCAAUCUCGCCGAAUAGUGAACCCUCCCAACCGGCCCAUGACAUCGGGUACUACCAUUGCCCGCUCCCAGACCAAACGAUGGGACGGGCCUGAUGAGAGUCAUAAAAUGACGAUUCGUAACUUCGGUCGCAAGUUGAUGCCGUCUCGAAAAAACGGGUAA
Messenger RNA from Aspergillus melleus, 8715 nucleotides. It is a transcript of the gene FMP27, whose product is annotated as FMP27 family protein. NCBI's taxonomy places the organism in Eukaryota, Fungi, Ascomycota, Eurotiomycetes, Eurotiales, Aspergillaceae. The record is from RefSeq and is a predicted model, not a curated record. The transcript has 4 exons. Bases 1 to 8715 code for a protein of 2904 amino acids.